Corythoichthys intestinalis (scribbled pipefish) is the source of this 20549-nucleotide messenger RNA. It is a transcript of the gene ush2a, whose product is annotated as Usher syndrome 2A (autosomal recessive, mild). Gene Ontology annotation, molecular function: protein binding. The coding region runs from base 727 to 17244 and encodes 5505 amino acids. The transcript is spliced from 94 exons. The record is from RefSeq and is a predicted model, not a curated record. Lineage: Eukaryota; Metazoa; Chordata; Actinopteri; Syngnathiformes; Syngnathidae.
GCCCGAUUGACAUUAGAUCUACGUUUUCUACUAACUAGCACUACGUUACUUGCCUCGGAGUAGUGUAAUGUGACGUCCUCGUUACUUUGAUAUGUGCGUGGCGCCGCUGACCAGAUGGUGGCUGGCUGCUACUAAUCUUCUUAGGAGCGCCCGCGUGUGUUUCUUGUUGUGAAUGAGAUUACACCGAGAGAGACGAGACGAGAGGAGGAAGAGGCGGCUAUCUCCGACAACUUCGAAAUAUCCUCGUGUUUUUUCCCCACAAUAAAAUCAGAAGUAAAGCGAAGGAAGUUGAAUGAAGGACUAUUUUGUCUGUCCGGCGUGACAGGUUGGCUCCAGGUAUAGCUAGCUCAAUCGCUAAUUAAGUCCGAACUCUGUCGAAUCAACAAGUUGGACUUUUUCUGGCUUUGACUCAGAAUGUGAAGACUUGUGCUGCAGGAGCCCACAGCAACAGGUUGUGAAAUCCUAGCUAUCACGCAAAGGCUUUGGUUGUCUGUGUGUGCGGCAGACAGGCAGUGUAACCGAGACCGAAGCUUUGCACUUUCACCCUUGGGGGCACUGGCCUGUAAAAAAAUUCUCCGUUACCCUGCUACUAUGAUACCAUGCCAGUCAUCACUUAUUCAAGGUCUGAUGGAAGGCUUCUAAAGCAUCUCCAGAUUCUGGAACAUCAUACCGGCCUCAGGAACGUUCCAAAACCUCCUCUUGUAGAAACUCAUUUUGUCAUCUUUUAUGGCAACAGAAGGCCCUAAACAUGACAGCACAGCAAAGGGAAGAAUGCUACAAAUGAAGAGAGAAUCACGAAGCAAAACAACUAUUAAAAUGAUUGAAACGCGAGAUCAAUUAUGGACUAACGACCACUGGAAUGUUGGAAAAGUUCAAGUACAAACUUCUGGUAUUCCAUUAAUGGGAUUAGCACUCCAGCAGGAUGUAAACAAGAGCAAAAGCUGUGAAAGUCCAAUGAAAAAUCAUGCAGAAGAUGUCAAGAUAUGCUAUAAAAUAAUGUUGGUGAUGAGGUGGCAACACAUCUUCCUCUGCAUUUGUGUCCUUUUCAUUGGUCUGUGUCCAAAACCUGCUUCAUUACAGGGACAUUUCCCACCAAUGGAGAACAUUGCUGCUUUCAAACCCGUGUCCACCUCCCCUGCUCGUUCUACCUGUGGGGUUCCGGAUCGGAGCGUCUACUGCCAGACGGCUUUUUCACAGGCUGAGCUUUUCAUGUGCCAUCAGGCCUCCUGCGACCAGGAGUGUCCCUAUAGAUCCUCCACGCCACCUUAUGCCCCACUGCUACUGCCUGCGUACAGGGGUGCAUGUGUUACAGAAGACUCUAAAGACACCCAUCCUCUAAUCCAUCAGUCGCCAGAGUUGGACAAUUUGUCCACCUCUUUGUCAAGUGGGGUUUCAUCUGUAUCUGGGAGUGUUCUGUUUCCUCAAGGCCAGCAGGAAUGUCUUCUGUCUCCUCCCUCUCAGAAGCUGGGCACUUCAGGAUCACUCACACUGGCAUUAUGGAUUAAACCAAGUUCCCUCGGAGAAAUGAUGUUGCUAGAGAAAAAGUCAAGGGACCAGUUGGUUUUUUCUGUGACCGUGUCGGAACUAGUUGUCAGUAUGAAAUACACUCAGUCCAGAAGUUCAACUCCGCUUUCUGUCAGCUUCAGAACAGAGGGACGACUUUUGAUGGACAGGUGGACACACAUUGUUUUACAGAUACAUGACAGACAUGUCAGCCUUUUCCUGAAUGGGCUCGAGGAGGAUGGAACACCUUUUGAGACCCAGUCACUGGCCGGCAGAUUGUAUGACAGCGGUGACGACAGCACCAUGAGAGUGGGACUUAGCUCGAAAGGGUCCAAUCAGUUUAUGGGACGGAUGCAGGACUUUAGAUUUUAUCCGGCCACUUUGACGAACAGGGAGAUAGUGGAGAUUUAUUUAGGUGUCCUACCACAGCUCCAUACCCAGUCUGAGUGUCGCUGCCCUCCCACUCAUCCCAGAGUGCAUCCUUUGGUAGAACGAUAUUGUAUUCCCAAUGCUGUUGAGGACACCACCAAUGACCGAGUCUUAAGGCUAAACCCCAAUGCACACCCACUCCCUUAUAUUAACGAUAAGGACAUGGGCACCACGUGGCGCUCAAACCUUAUGACCACACAGGAAUUGGACAAAAGGUUCACUGUUACUAUAGAUUUUGCAAAUGGACAGUACCAGGUGUUCUAUGUCAUAAUUCAGUUUGGUGGCCCAUUGCCCGAGUCACUUUUGAUCCAAAGGCAAAGACUCCCUAAUCAACAGAACACCACCAACACAGAGCAGUCAUGGUUAGACUGGCAAUACUUGGCUAAAGAUUGCAGUGUGUUCAAGAUGCAGAACAACGGCCCACUCCUGACACCAAGCUCGGUCAAUUGUCUCCAACUGCCAAGCGAGAGACACUAUUCUGGAGGUAACAUCACAGUCAGCCUGCUGAGCCCUGAGCCAAAUAUGAGACCAGGCUACAAUGAUUUUUAUAACACCCCGAUACUUCAGAAGAUGGUACAGGCCACUCAGGUCCGUAUACAUCUUGGAGGACAGUACCACACCAGAACUGCCGGGGUGGACCACCGACACAGACACUAUACCAUCAAAGAAAUCACUAUUAGUGGCAGAUGUGAGUGUAAUGGGCAUGCAGAUCACUGCGAUACCAGUUUAUCCCCCUACCGUUGCCUGUGUCUGCCUGAAAGCCACACUGAGGGAAACAAUUGCCAGCGUUGUGCACCCCUCUACAAUGACAAACCCUUCCGACCAGGUGAUCAACUACAGCCAAUGAACUGUCGGCCCUGCCAGUGCCAUGGCCAUGCACGCUCUUGUCAUUAUGAUGCACGAGUUGAUGAGCAACCAACAAAACAAUAUCUUGGAGGAGGAGGAAUUUGUGACAACUGCACGCACAAUACAAUGGGGAGGUACUGUGAGAUCUGUAUAAAUGGCUUUUACCGACUGGAGCAGUCAGAUCCUUCUUCAGUACAUGUAUGCAAGCCUUGCAACUGCCACAUUGCUGGAACUGUCAAUGGUAGCACUGAGUGUUUCCAGGUUGGAGGCCAGUGUCGGUGCAAAGCUGCUGUAACAGGUCGGCGCUGUGCAGACUGCUCACCUGGCUGGUACAGACUUGAAGCUUCCAAUCCAGAAGGCUGCAUUCGCUGUAACUGCAGUGACAUGGGCACCAUCAGCUCCUCCACAGGAAGUGUUGUCAGCUGCAACCAGCAUACAGGACAAUGCCAAUGCAAAGCCCAUGUGACAGGUCUGUCUUGUGAUCGUUGUGAAUUUGGUUAUUGGAACCUGUCCAAUGCAGACGGCUGCAUCCCAUGCGACUGCGACCCCUCAGGAUCUCUCAGCCCGUUCUGUGAGCCGGAGGGAGGGCAGUGUGAGUGUAAACCUGGGGUGGGAGGGCAGCGCUGUGAUUCAUGUGGCCGCGGUUUGACUGGUUUGAGGCUAGAGGGAACAUGCACCCCUUGCAACUGCUCAGAAGAAGGAACAGUACCUGGGACAGACUGCGAUCCUUACACAGGCCAUUGUUUAUGCAAGAAACAUGUGGAAGGCCGUCUUUGUGACUCUUGUCGUCAUGGUUAUCACACCUUGGAGCUCCGAAACUCUUUGGGGUGUCUGCCAUGUUCAUGUGACAUCACCGGCACUAUGCUGGAAGGCGUGUGUAAUAAGCUGACUGGGCAGUGCCCGUGUAGAGAGGGGGUGGAGGGGAUGCAGUGCACUAACUGUGCCCCUAACUACUUCAACACAAGUUUGGAUAUGCAAAAUGGGCCAUUCCUAGGCUGCGUACCAUGCAUAUGCGACCCGAGAGGAACAGUGGUUGGCUCAGUGUGUGAUAGCACUACAGGUCAAUGUGUGUGCACGCCAACACGCCAUGGAAAAAACUGCAGCGCAUGCCGACCUGGUUUUUACCUUUCUCCAGAUCAGAGUAUGUGUGUGGAGUGUGACUGCCAUCCCAUGGGGGCAGUCCAACGCAAGUGUGAAAGUCAAACUGGCCGGUGUGUGUGCGCCCAUCCCUCGGUAGGAGGCCGACGCUGUGACCGCUGUCAGGAGACUUUCUUUGGAUUCAACCCUGGCCUAGGAAGAUGCCAACCAUGUGAUUGUGACCCUAUGGGCAGUGUCAAUGGCUCCUGUAAUUCCGAAUCAGGACUGUGUGACUGUAAGCUGCUGGUUACUGGGGACAAAUGUGACACAUGUCAACAUGAUGCAAGCCAUUUAAGUGCAGAGAACGUCUAUGGCUGCAGUAAAGCCCCAUCUCAGCAACCUGCCCCUGUAGCUUUUGCUCUCAGCUUUUCUUCCAUUAAUCUGACUUGGCAUCAGCCUGACUCCCCAAACUCAAACAUACUCAACUACACACUCAUAAGGGACUCGCAACCGCUGCACAGCAUACUGCGCAGCUAUCCUUUCCAGCCUGAAUCAUACACAGACUCUGGUUUGUCUCCUUACACCAACUAUUCCUACUGGCUUAUUACGGCUAAUAUUGCCGGUGAGACAAUUAGCGCAACCGCUCCCUACCAAACUUUAGGCGCACCACCUUUAUUGGAUCAGCUCCAUUUAAACCUUGUAGGACGACCUGGCUCUACCAGUGCUAGCUUUAACUGGAGCGUACCACUAAAUAACACAGGCCCGGUGGAGAGGUUUGUGUUGUCCUCCACGGAAUCCUCUAGCGGAGCAAAGCCUGUCAUCCAUUACACAGGUUUAUCGACUGAGGCCAUGGCAAGUGGUCUAAAAGCAUUCACCCAGUACACUGUCACUCUUGAGGCAUGUUCAUCUGGAGGCUGCACUUCCACUUUACCUUUGUCACUCCUGACAGCGGCUGCCCCCCCACAAAACCAAUCCCCACCCAAGGUCACUGCUACUGGACCUCACACCCUUUUUGCUUCAUGGGAGCCUCCUGCUCACCCAAACGGAGUUAUCACAAGGUAUGAGCUUUUUUUACGGGGGCCGGUGAAGCCUCAAAGCCUGUCACCUCCGACUGGUGGAAAAAAAGUAUUUGUCAGCACUGGAUGGCUGGAUCCAACCAUCCCGUCUCAAGCACCGCUCAGCAAUAGAAGCACAGCUUUGCCCCCUGAGAACAGCACAAUUGUGGCUGGUCUGCAGGCCUUUUCCACCUAUCAGAUGAGAGUCGUUAGUGUCAACAUGGCAGGAAAUGUCACAUCAGGGUGGACCACCACACACACAAUGGAGGGAGCUCCAGAAUGGAUGGCUCCUCCAGAUGUCACUGCACUGUCCUCCACCAGUCUAAAGGUCACAUGGAGUACUUUGGAAGGUCAAGGGGUCAUCGCCAGAGGGCAGGUCAUAGAAUAUCAUGUCAAUUUGCUGGUUGAACAGACAAACAACACCUAUUCUCCUCCAGUUAUCAGCCAGGUACUGCAACGGUUUGGACCCUUAGACCAGCCCCUUUAUAUAGCAAAGGGGUUGAAGCCUUACCAUGUGUACAACUUCACUGUGACGGUCUGCACUAAAAAAGGCUGCAUUACCAGCAUUGGACGAGCUGGUCGGACCCAACCAGCAGCUCCAAAGGGAUUUUCCCCACCUCGACUGUUCCCAGUGAAUGAAAGCACCAUUCAGAUAGAAUGGGAUACCCCGGCUCAACUCAAUGGACCGCACCCGAUGUACCAGGUGGAGAGGACAGACGUGUCUCUUUCUGACCCAGGAGGUCCUUUCACCAGAGGCACCAGGUUCUCUGGCAGUAGUUACUACCAGUUUCCCAGUGACACCCUGCCCGUUAACACUGAAUUCACUGGUGUUGAAUUAAGUUUCAAGACUCACUCACCAGAUGGCUUGCUGCUCUGUGCCAUGUCUCCUGGAAAGCAGGAAGAAUUUCUGGCUAUUCAGAUUGAAAAUGGACGUCCUUACUUUCUGUUUGACCCUCAGGGCGCAAUGGUGGCUGUUAGUGCACAAGGGGACGGGGGCCGCCUCUACAAUGAUGGAAAAUGGCACCACAUCAUGGCCAAAAGGCGAGGGGCCGUGGGAACAAUCGUUGUGAACAAUCAAUACAGAGGUAGUUCUUCAGCCUCCAGUGGCAGCACUAUAAUUGGUGAAAAUACAGGAGUGUUUAUUGGAGGACUACCGGAAGAUUUCAUUCUGCGACGGAAAGAUUCAGGGGCUGCCCAGUUGAUGCGACAGGGGUUUUCUGGUUGCCUGAGAGAUGUGCGUUUCAAGAUGACUGACGGCCCCUUGGAGGAGUGGAGAUCUCUGGACUGGACUAAAGCCACAAAUAAAAUGUCAGCCUAUGAAAGCUGGGAGGGAUGCCCGAUUCAUACUGCUGAAGGAGCCCAUUUUCUGGGUCAUGGUUACCUGGAGUUAAACAGAGAUGUGUUUAGCGGAGGAAAGGACUUUGACAUCUCAAUGCACUUUAGAACAGAUCAUCUCAAUGCACUUUUGUUCUUUGCAUACAAUACACAGACGGAUGAUUUUAUCCUGGUGGAGCUGAAGGGCGGCCUCCUCUCGUUUGUUCUCUCAGUCGACAGUCACGUGACUGAGUUAAGCAUGUGGGCGGGACUUAGCUACUGCGAUGGAGGCUGGAAGCAGCUCUCACUGGGAAAGCGUGGUUCACUACUCUCAGCUGCUGUCGAUGACUGGGCAGAGCAGACGAAAGGACCAGAUGCAAUGGGAAGGCUUAGGGUUGACUCCCCAUUAUACUUGGGUGGAGUGCCUAGUCAGCUCACACAUAGAGCUUUGGACAUCCACAGUCACAGACAUGGCUUUGGUGGUUGCAUAAGAGGCCUCACCAUUCAAAGUGAUAAAACAAGCCCCCUUGCCAGUCAAAGUGUUAAUCUGUCUGUAGCCUCAGGACGCUCUGUUAGAAUCUACCUCGAUGGUUGUCCUAACAGUGAAAGUCGUUACAACUGCAGGGGCAAUGAUUCCGUGUUGGCCUUCACUGGUAGAGUGACACAUGCCUUUGAUUACAGUCUACAGCCAUUCACUGAAUACUUGUAUAGGAUCGUAGCUUUGGGCGCAGGAGGCUGGGCAGCCUCGCCUUGGCAAAGAGGACGCAGCCGUGGUAAAGUACCAAGCACCAUUCCACCUCCUUCUGCAGUGCAGAUUUUGAAUGGGUUCAGUGUCAAGGUGAGCUGGGCUCCACCCACUGGUGAUGUUAGAGGUGUGAUUGACAGGUAUGUGUUGAAAGCAUACCUGAGAGAGCAGCCAGAGAUGCCACCUGUCAAAGCAGUAUACCUGGCGAAUGGAAAUUUUACAGGUGUUUUGUCCAGUCUCACGCCAUCCACUGAAUACGUGGUCACUAUAAGUGCUUGUAUUGCAACGGGCUGCACAGAGAGUAUACACGACAGUGACAUGACUGAUUUAAGAUCAGUCCUCAAAACUCCCGAGGAAGCUCCUGAUGCCGUCUCUGCUCCAUCUGCACUCUCAUUUCCCUCAGCUCUUUUUGUCACCUGGAAACCACCAGCAAGGCCCAAUGGAGUCAUUACACAGUACCGGCUCUAUCAAAAUAACCAAAUGGUCUACAGCGGAAAGGAGAGACACCACAACAUUACUGGACUUGGCAUCUAUACCGCACACGUCCUGCUGCUGUCUGCAUGCACUGCUGCAGGAUGCACCAACAGUUCAAAGGUCACAAAGUUAACCUCUCAGCUUCCACCUGGGCCGUUACGAGCACCAACCCUGACCUUGCUCGACUCACGGACCAUUCUGGUGGAGUGGACUCGACCUUCUGAAAUCAAUGGUGUUCUAAAGUCCUAUUCCAUCUUCGUAUCCGAAGGCGGGGCAGAGCACGCCAUUGUCCACAACAGUUCAGAACUUGUUGAAGACCACACGCUCCGCAACCUUACUCCUGGCACGGCCUACAACAUCACUGUGGCUGCUUGCACUGGUGGGGGCUGCACUCGGAGUUCCUCGGUCCAGGUUGUUACUGAAGAAAGCACCCCAGAGAAUGUCCCAGCACCACUGGUCACGCCGUUAUCCCCACAUGCACUGAAUGUCAGCUGGACAGCUCCUGGUACACCAAAUGGCAUCCUAACCAGUUAUGGUGUUUGGAUGGAUGGUGUUCUUAUUUCAAACUCCAGUUCCUCUCAGAGGUUUUUGGUGGUGAAGGAGCUUUCCCCGUGGAGCAAACACAUACUCAGGCUGCAGGCCUGCACAGCGCGUGGUUGUGGCAAGGGACCAAUGGUGGAAGUACACACAUUAGAGAUGGCCCCGGCAGGCCCAGUCCUGCUCGAAUUGGCCAACCACAGCUCUCGGUCACUAAGAGCCCGAUGGACUGCUCCUCCCAGACCCAAUGGCUACAUGAGAUACAUACUACACUAUAAAAGUGAAGAUGGCGAUGCGGUGCUGGACGGUGGCACGGAAGCCAGCAGGUGGUUGACUUUGACGGACCUGCAGCCGUACACCAACUACAGCUUCUGGGUCGAAGGUUGCAACACACGAGGCUGUGUUGAGAGCUCGGUGCUUAAUGCUACUACGUCUCCUGCAGCUCCAGACGGACUGUCCACCCUGAGACUAACUCACGCCACAAGCAGAAGUCUAAAUGUGUCUUGGUCCGGACCAGCCCGCUCUAAUGCUCCGGGCCCUCUUCACUAUAGUCUACAAAUGAGGACAUCACCCGAGAGACCAGUGAUAAGGCUGCUGGAAAAUGUGACCGAUACUUUCUCCUACAACGUGCUGGGCCUGUCUCCGUUCACUCACUAUCUAUUCCGACUGGUGGUUUCACAUAUUCAUGGACAGACAACAGGCCUCUGGGAAGCCCUUCGUACAACAGAGGAACGUCCAGGUCCACUUGACCCGCCUACUAUAUCAAGACUUCAUUCGCAUAACGUGACGGUCACAUGGAUCCCGCCCCUCCAACCAAAUGGCAUCAUAAUAAGUUACAGCCUCUAUCUACACUCUGACUCUGGCUAUGUUUUAGAUAACAAUCCUGGCACUAAAUUGGAACCCAACUCAAGUUUUAGUUCUGAUCAAAGAACUGAACAUGAAAAUUUUUACUCAAGUCAAAACACAAAGCCGACCAAAAAUUUUCCAACUACCAAAUCAGAACAAAACAUCUCAAAGGGCCUCCAGACUCAAGAGUUCACUCAUAUAGGCAAUACCAGUCAAGGUACUGGUUCAAACAUUUUGCAAUCAAUAGAAGAUACUGCAAUCGCAAACCAAAGGCCUUCAGUGUCCCACAAAGGAUUCUCUUCAGGUUUUGGUCCAUCCGCUCCAUCAGUCAAUGUUUCAGGCAAUACCACAAUCUACACCUUCCUUCACCUCCUGCCAUAUCAUUUCUACAACGUUCAGCUGGAAGCGUGCACCAGUGUAGGUUGUUCAGUGUCCAAAACUGUGCAAUUUCAAACCUUUCCAGCCCCUCCUGAAGGCAUCCCUGCACCUCAUCUUUAUUCUGACACCCCUACCUCAGUUCUCCUGUCCUGGGGUGCACCACAGCGCUCCAAUGGAGUUUUAGAGAGGUGGCUGAUUGAACGCAGAGUUGCUGGGACGGAUGAAAUCUCCACAGUAGGCCAUCUUCCUCCAGGCCCUCUUCCUCUCUCCUUUCUGGACUCUUCAUCAGCACUUAGUCCAUGGACAAGUUACCACUAUAGACUUGUCCUUCAGAAUCAGGCUGGCAAUUCAAAAGGACCUUGGGUGGGUGUCACUACCAGACCUUCCAGACCUGCUGGUGUGAGUCCGCCAAGAGUCAAAGUGUUGGGACCAGAGUCACUACAGGUCACGUGGGCUCCACCUUUGAUUCCCAAUGGCGAGAUCCAGGGUUAUGACAUCCGUCUCCCACAGCCACGCAUCUUCCACAGUGGCGACACCACAUCUGAUCUUAAUGUCACAAUAAUGAAUCUAAUUCCUUACACAAACUACAGCGUUACUGUUUUAGUGUGUUCUGAGGGGGGUGGAUUUGUUGGCGGUUGCACAGAAAGUCUACCCACUCCAGCUACUACUUUAGCCACCAGCCCCCAAGGCCUGGCACCACUGUCAGUAGUGUCUGUCAGUGAGUCCUUUCUUGCUGUCUCUUGGCAACCUCCGCACAGACCUAAUGGACCAAACAUCAGAUAUGAGUUGCUACGACGUAAAAGCCACCAGCCGCUGGCCGUCACUGCGGUCCCCAUAGUAACAGCCCAAUUCCGUAACCCUUCGGAAGAUCUCCAUCGCUGGCUCCAUGUUUACUCCGGCACCAAAUUGUUCUACCAAGAUAAAGGCCUAAGCAGAUUUACCCACUACCAGUAUCAGUUAGUGGUACGCAAUGACAUGGGCUUCACUUCAGGAGAGAUUGUCUCUGCGGUCACCAUGGCUGGAAUUCCUCUCCACAGUCCAUCUCUGUUUGCAUACUCUCUCAAUCACACAGCGGUUUACGCCAACUGGACGCCACCAUCGUUGCACAACCUGCAGGGUGAAGUGGAGUCAUAUUUUCUCACAGUUGUCUCUGCUAACUCAAGACAAAACCUGGUCUUUCCCGCGGAAAUACUCUCCACAGUUGUGACUGACCUCUGGCCCCGGACCACCUACACGGUGUCAUUACAUGUGUCUAAUGGUGCACAUAAUACAACUAAGUCGAUAGUUAAUAUAACCACGCAGGAUGGAGAGCCAGAUGGAAUGUCCGCCCCAGAAGUGGUUCCAGUUAACAGCAGCACUGUCCGCGUGCUCUGGUCACCUCCUCUACGACCCAACGGGGUCAUUACUGCUUACCAGGUUUACGUUGAUGCCCGCUUCCACAACAGUGUAGACAACACUUCGGGGUCCUACUUGCUCAAGAAUCUGUUGCCUUUUACGGUUUACAAUGUUCAGGUGGAGGUUUGCACCGUUUAUGCAUGUGCUAAAAGUAAUGUUACUCAGACAACGACUGUGGAGGACGCACCCACGGACAUAGCACCACCACAUGCACAAGUAGUCAGUCCAAGGGUUGUCAAGUUGGACUGGUCACCUCCCGGCCGACCAAGUGGCAUCAUGAAGGGCUACGAGGUCUUAAGACGGACCUUUCGGUCAUGUGUCUCUAGGUCAGCUGGAGACACGGCCCAUGUGUGGAAAAAGUCAGAAGAUGGAAGCAGCGGAAUUUUCACUUGCUCCUACUUGCAGUGUCCAUCUGCACAUCAUAUGUGUGGGACAUCAUGGUUCCACCCUGACAAACAGGUUUGCUGCACUGGAACAUUGUACCAGAAGAUCCAGCAUCAUUACUGCUGUGCAGGACAUUAUCUAAGCUUUACAAAUUCCACCAGUCCAGUCUGCUGCAAUGGCAAACUGUUGCCACCUCUCCCACACCACCACUGCUGUGGAGGAUACUAUGUUCACCUGAAAUCUGAUGAAUAUUGCUGCCCCGACCACUCGCAGGGCCGUGUCUCAGUGGGGCCGGGGGACAGCUGCUGUGGGGGCGCUCCCUACGCCACCACAGGCGGACAGCUGUGCUGCAGUGGUAGCCUCCACGAUGGCUACGGAGUUCAGUGUUGCGGAGGCCACAUCGUAGAUGAUGCACUGGUCUGCUGCGGUGGUGCUGACUCGGGACAAGUGCAUACAUACAUUCCAGGUUUCUCCUGCUGUGGUCAAGAGUACAUCAACUCCUCUACAUCUCUUUGCUGUAUGGGCAGUGAUGGAGUUCCAACAAUGCAUCCGUUGGGCAAUACAACAGUCAGACUGCAGUGCUGUGGGUCAAAUGUCAUUCUUCAAGAGCAAGAAUGCUGCAAUGGAGUUGGUUUUGAUUCUCAACGACAUGUGUGUGCCAGCAGGCCUACGCCAGGCCUUUCGAUUGAGAGUUUCUGUUUGCAGGGCACUGUGUGUCCUGUGUCCGCAUCCUCAACAGCAUACUGUGGUUCCUGUGACAUUGACCCAUCCACAACUGCCUGCACAUGGGUCCUGUCUGCACAUCCUGACACUCCCUCCACUACAUACUCACCUACAAUCAACGCCACAUCUGAAGCACUCAUCCCAGCAUCCUCCACACAUAACAACAUCAGUCAUCUGCACAAUGGCGUUGGAAGUGAUAGGGCGGGUUUGUGCCCAUCCCACGAGGAAGUAAUAUACAGUGGUGAUGCUAAAAGAUAUACAUAUACAGAUUUGAACUUGGAGCCCUUCACCAAAUACGAGUACAGAGUGACGGGCUGGAACAGCUUUGGCCGAGGCUCUAGCGAUGUUAUCACAGUGACCACCACUGAAGACAAACCAUGGGGAGUACCCCCACCUCGGUGGAGACGUCUGGAUGAACGGAAUGACAUCAUUCAGUGGCACUGGCAAGCACCUGCUCGACCUAAUGGUGUCAUAACCCAUUAUGUGAUACUGCGUGAUGGACAAGAGCGAUACCGUGGUGAUGAGAAUAGUUUCACAGACAUGGGUGUGAUCAGCCAUCUCCAAGAAUUCAGUUACCAGUUACGGGCCUGCAACAGUGCUGGAUGUACUGAUAGCACAAAGAUGGUGGCAGUAACAGUUCAAGGAGUCCCAGAGGGGGUGCAGUCUCCAGUGGUAAGAGCUUUGAGCCCCUCCUCUCUUCACAUGAGCUGGGUCCGACCCACAAGUCCCAAUGGAAGAGUGCAGUGGUAUCACCUGAACCAGACUGGUGUUGGCACCAUAUUUACACACACACAGGCACCCGGGAAUUAUACAGUGACUGGUUUACAGCCAUUCACAGACUACACUUUUGUGCUGGUGGCCUGCACAGCUGUGGGAUGCGGCGCAAGUUCACCUUCCACAGGACGCACUUUACAAGCCGCUCCCACUGGUGUGUGGUCCAGACCUAGACAUGUGAUAGUCAACACAUCUGUAGUGGAGCUGUUCUGGGAUCAUCCGUCCAGGCCCAAUGGACUCAUCUCCCGAUACAGACUGCGCAGAGGCGAUCGCACUAUUUUUACCGGAGACUACCGUGACCAGAAUUAUACCGACGCUGGACUCCUGCCAGACCGCAGGUAUGUUUAUGAACUGGAAGCCAUCACAGGCGGUGGUGCUGGUUUGAGUGACAAACAUGUUAUAAAAACACCAUCCUCAUGUCCCACUGGGAUCCCAGCUCCACACAAUGUGACAGUGAGCGGCCCCCACUCCAUCUCCUUGGCCUGGACCCCUCCUGCUCGCUUCAACAUUAGACAACCUCUAAAUUAUAACAUCCUCUUGAAUCCUGGAAGUGAAGGGGCCACAAUGCAUCCCACGGGUCAAGACCUAAACCUCAUUGUGAAAGGUCUUCAGCCUUUUACCAACUACUACGUGCGUGUACAAGCUUGUCAAAGUGAAGGGUGUUGUGUUGGAAACGGUGUGAAUGUUCGGACUUCGGAAACUGUGCCCGAACAUUUAUCGCCACCCACAGUAACAGCGGCUGGUGCAAGUUUCUUGGAGAUCCGUUGGUCUCCACCCAAAAAACCCAAUGGCAUCAUCACCUCAUACCAUAUAUACAGGUCCCCUAUGGAAACAGAGGAAGAACUGCUAGUUUUCAUCUGGUCCAGUGGACCACUAGAGUUUUUCGAUGCAAGCCCCUCCUUACAGCCCUUCACCUACUACCAGUACAGGCUUCAAGCCCAUAACUCAAAAGGCUCGGUUUUCAGCCGCAGAACGUUAGCCCGGACACUGUCGUCAGAACCUAAAGAUAUGAGCCCUCCCACAGCCACGCCCACUGGUGCAUACUCCAUUUAUUUGAAAUGGGGUGGACCAAAACAACCCAACGGAGUCAUUUCUCAUUAUAAACUGCUUUACAAGAAGCACCAGCCAGACCCAACACUUAACUCACCUGCUGUAACUGCACUUACUGUGGAGGGUUCAACCCUUGAAGCAAACAUCUUUGGGCUUGAGCCGUACAGAGAGUAUAGUCUACAAGUGGAGGCUGUAAAUGAAGCAGGUAGUGUGUCAAGUUCAUGGGUCACCAGAAGCACCCUGGAGGCUUCUCCUUCUGGAUUAGCUAACUUGACUGUGGAGCAGAAAGAGCAGGGCAGGUCGUUGCUGCUCAAAUGGGAUCCACCAAUUUCUCCAAAUGGAGUCAUCACGAUGUACAAUUUAUAUAGCGAAGGAAACCUGGAGUUUAGCGGGCUCUCGCGCAACUUCCUGUUUCGGCGCUUGGAACCAUGGACUGCGUACACUCUGACUCUUGAAGCUUGUACGUCAGCGGGAUGCACGCGUAGCCUCCCUCAGCGUGUUACCACUGAUGCUGCACCACCGGCCUCGCAGCCCCCUCCCACAGCCCUUUCCGUCGGUUCAGACCACGUGUCGCUCACCUGGGGAGCGCCCGCACACCCGAACGGGCCCAUUGGCGAGUACUACUUACUGGGAAGAAGUCUGGAUCAGGUGGGCAGGGGAAGAAGGAGAGAUGAGGAUGUUCAAAGAGAGAAAGUGCUGUUUAGAGAAUCAUCUCCACAAGAAAAUGACACUUUCUCCUACACAGUGACUGAUUUACGCCCUUGGACUCAAUACGAGUUUGCCGUACGUUCUCACAACCCCGCAGGCCCUACCCAGAGCUCCUGGUUAACCGUAACCACCAGGCAAGCCCCCCCUCGUGGCCUUGCCCCACCGACCGUAAGUCACCUUCAGGGCCAACCCAGUGAAGUAUUGGUGUCGUGGAAUCCUCCUCUGGAACCCAAUGGCGUGCUCCAGUCUUACAGAAUCCAGAGAAACAAUAUGAGCUUCUCCUUUAGUUUUGACCCAACGGUGCUAAGCUACACUGACGAGGAUCUUCUUCCUUUUGCAAAAUACAGCUAUUCAGUCAUAGCCUGCACUUCCGAGGGCUGCACCACAAGCCCUUCCACUAACAUUACCACAUUAGAGGCUCCCCCCGCUGCCGUAGAGCCUCCCAUGGCGAACUCCAUCACGUCCAGCAGUAUGAAUGUUACAUGGACUAAACCGCCCACCCAAAAUGGGGAAGUGACUGAAUAUGUCCUCAAAGUGAACCGUGAAGAAGCUUAUCGUGGUAGAGAGAUGAAGACCAUUGUGGUCAACCUCGAUCCUCACACAUCAUACCAGCUGGUGCUUUUGGCAUGUACCAGUGGUGGAUGCACUGCCAGUGCAACAAUUUCCACUGUGACAGAAGAGGCUCCUCCUUUGGACAUGUCUGUUCCCAAUCUUAAGGUCACAGGUCCUGAAUCGGUAGAAAUCACCUGGAGACCACCACAGAAACCCAAUGGCAUCAUCACAGGCUAUGAACUUCGCAGGGAUGGUCAACUAAUCUACGUGGGCCCUGAGACUCAUUACCAUGACUUCACUCUUCUGCCCAGUGUGGAGUACAGCUACUUUGUCAGGGCCAACAACAGCAGAGGGGCGGUGAGCAGCGCCGCAGCCACAGCGAAGACUCAUGCGGCAGCUCCUUCAGGGGUUGGUCCCCCCUUUUUGUCCCCACUGGCGCCAAAUCAGGUGAAAGUGGAGUGGAACAUUCCCGCCCGUCCUAAUGGAGAAAUUAUUAGUUACACAAUAUAUCACAGAGAGCCGGUCCAGCUCCGUGUCAGCAGCACUGUGUACACUCCACAGGACAGUGUCUUCUUCGAGAGACGCACUUCUCUGCAGGAGCUUUCUCCCUAUCGCAGGUAUGAGGUUAGGUUGGAGGCAUGCACAGAACUGGGCUGUUCCUCCAGUGACUGGUCUUCCAUUCUCACACCGGAGGCUCCCCCCGCCGGACAGGCGACGCCCCUGUUGGACCUGCAGCCUGACAACCACACCGGCCUCCACACCACAUUCCUGCUCACCUGGUCACCUCCGGCUCAGCCAAAUGGGAGGUCUCCUCAUUACGAGGUGUACCGCAGAUUGGAACACCCCACCGAUAGCUACAUGAGUGAUGCAGCGACACUUAUCUACAAUCAAUCAUCCACAAGUUGCAAGGAUGAGGGUCUUCUGCCAUAUACUGCUUAUCAAUACCAGCUGUGGGCAGUGAACUCAGCUGGCCGUUCUCCCAGUCAGUGGGUCGGUGGAAGAACAGGACCCGCCCCACCCGAAGGUCUCGCUCCGCCCGCUUUAAGGCGCAUCUCAGCCACCACGGCUGUGGUGGAUAUGCAUCCUCCUGCUCGGCCCAACGGCGUCAUCAGCCUUUACCGGGUGUUCUCGCUGGGCCGCAACGAUGACAUCACUCUGCUCUCAGAGGGAACAUCCCAUCAACAGACACUUCAUGGUUUACUGCCUUACACGCAGUACAAGAUCGGAAUAGAGGCCUGCACCUGUUAUCAGUGUUGUAGCCAGGGACCAGUAGUAGAGCUACGCACCCUAGCCGCCCCCCCAGCCCGCCAGCAGCCUCCUCGUCCUGUCACGCUGACCUCACGCUCUGCUCAGCUGGCCUGGUUUGAGCCUCUGGAGCCCAAUGGAAUCAUCGAGAGCUGUGAGCUCCAUCGCAGAACAGCCUGCCCGCAGCCCCCCCAGCCUGUGAGCCACCCUUGUGUUAAAGGCCCUCAAGACAUCACAUUCUUUGGCAAGAGGCGCAGCUACAAUGUGACAGAUCUCCAGCCAUAUUCUGCCUAUGAGCUGAGAGUAGCCUGCUUUAACAACAUGGGCAGCACCGCCUCCAACUGGACCACUGUUGUCACUCUCACUGAAGCUCCACAGUACGUGUCGCCUCUUUCAGUUGGCAGCAACCUGACAGUCAUUUGGCUGGACUGGACCGGUUCCUUUGCCUUGAACGACUACCUGAGGGAGUAUACGGUGACCGAGAGCCAGCUCAGGAUCUACAGCGGCUUCCACAGCUACCUGCAUGUUCCGCGCACAUCACAGAAAAUGCUGUCAUUUCAGGUGACUUGUACGACAAACAGUGGCAGUGCCACCACUCCUACUGUCAGAUAUAGCCCUGCUACAGGCCUUGGUCCUGUUGAACCAGAGGAUGCAAGUAAAGAGGGCGUGAGCAUGUCAGCAGCCCCGAUCUAUUCUGAGCUGUGGUUCAUUCUGCUGUUUGCGCUUCUGGGUCUCUUCUUGUUGGCUAUCCUGUUAGGCCUUCUACUGCAAAAAGCUCUAAGGAAAAAUCCAUCAGCCAGAGAUCGCCCCCCGCUGGUCAUGCUUCAGAAGAGCAGGAAGGCUGGAGGAGAGACUUACACGAGGCCUUAUCCCGACUUGUGUUCUAAACAUCAUUCCGGCUCUGUGCUUCAUCCCGAUCACCUCACAGGUCUUUCAGACACCAAACUAGUGGGAAGCGGUUCUGCAUUCAACCCCAUGUCCGUCCUGAGGGUGCCCAGGCAAACGGACUUGACCCAGACCUACUCCCAUCAUCCUUUGCACCAAAGCCUCACCCAGCUGAUUGACAGAAAGGCUCUUGUCACGGACGAGGGGUGCUGGGAAAACCCCCUGGAACCAGCAAUGUAUGUGGAGGAAGACUUCGCAGACACCAUCAAGUCUUUAAGCUGUGUGAGGAAGGAACACGCUACCUUCACUGAUACACAUCUUUAACCCUUUAUAGGGCAAGUGACUAUUUUUGGAUCUGACCUGACGUCCACAAUAUUAACAUUUGUUAUACAAGUGUGGCCUACCUGACCUUGUGUGUGGACGCCAGGUCUCAAUUAUAAAUCUUUUUUUUUUUAUUCUUAACUCAUUGGCUGCCAUUGACGGUGAUAGACAUCCAAACCAUUUGAAGUGAGAGGGUUGGCAGUGAAUAAACAAGUGUCCCAGUUCAAAUGGAUUGUACUAGAGAUGCCGAUCGAUCGGGUCCGAUCACGUCAUUUUCAAAGUAUCGGAAUCGGCAAAAAAAUAUUGGCCAUGCCUUAUAUUAAUGUAUAUAUAUUUUAAUUAAAUCGUUUUCUAUUUAUAUAUGACGUUACAGACAUAAUAUGUUACACUCAUCCAGAAUCUUUAGUUUAAGCUUAAUGUAGGAUUUUCUAAAAUAUCCCAUUAUUGGCGAUAAUUAAUUUAUUGAAAAUGUGUCACGCUGAUUGCUAUUAAUGCAUUCGCGGUACGACCCCCUCACUCGUUACUGCACUCGAUCUGUUGCGACACCGUUUAAUUUAUAUAAAGAGAAAAUAGGCAGCGUUUAAGGAGAGGGGAGUAAAUUUUGGCAGCCUUUGGCAUUAAUCUCCAAUUGGCUCUAUUCUUGCUCACUGUUUUUCACUGAUUAGAAAAGUCAUGGGAAGCAAUGUAGAGCAGCAAGGUGGUAAUAAGCCUUUGGCUUAUCACCUUAAUUUAAUACUUAAAGCAGAGAAGAUAUAUCCAUUUGUAGCACGACGCACAGUCAUGGUUUUACUUCCCAGUUCCCAGCAUGGUUUCACUUCCCAUCAUGCAUUGGGACAUGCUUCAGUAUUUACUGAAAGCUCAACAAACACACUUGAUGGCCAAACACACUAGAUGGCAGUAUUUAGUCAUAAUACACAACGUCACAAGUCUUUCUAUCCAUGGAUUCCUCAUACAGAAAGAAUGUUAAUAAUGUAAAUGCCAUCUUGAGGAUUUAUUGUCAUAAUAAACAAAUACAGUACUUAUGUACUGUAUGUUGAAUGUAUAUAUUCGUCCGAGUUUUAUUCAUUUUUUUCUUAAUGCAUUGCCAAAAUGAUUAUGAUCGGGAAAAAUUAUCGGGAAUGAUUGGAAUUGAAUCGCGAGCAAAAAAAAAAAAAAAAAAGCAAUCAGAUCGGGAAAUAUCGGGGUCGGAUACUCAAACUAAAACGAUCGGGAUUGGAUCGGGAGCAAAAAAACAUGAUUGGAACAACCCUAGAUUGUACAUGUACUAGCAACAAAGAUACUAAAAUUAACAACAGAACGAUGAUUAUUGGACGUCCAUCGCCGUCAUUGAGGUUUUUUUUUGUUUUUUUUUCCCUGAUUUUAUACAAAUUUUGGUUGCUGAUUUCAAAAUCUGCCAUCAUCGUUUCUGCAGGCUUUUUUGAGUGCCAGCUAAAGGGGUUGGACAAAAUAAUGGAAACACCUAACAUUUUGGCAUUGACUUCAUAAUAAUAUUGACAGGACAUAAUCCCCAGACACUGCGCCGUGGGGGCCAUUCCACACGCCGCUUCAGUCGGUCGAAGUCAUUCUCAAACACAUGCAGCGAUCCAACGCCGGAUUUAGGUUGAAAAAGUACGAAAACUACCACAUACAAACAGGAAGGAUCGUCUCAGGAGUGAUUUGUUCGAGGAUCCAAGGUAAUUGUUAAUUUUUCGUACCAUGCAUGCAAUUUGAAAUGUUGUGAAAGAAAUCAAUGGGAGAAAUUAUCCGCUACUGCAUUGGCGUCAUAAUUCACAAUAUUAACAUAAGAUAAAUGCUAACUGCCCGGUUUUUUAUUUUUAACCAAGAAUCGAGACUGUUUUACGUUCAUAUCUAUAAAGAAUUCAGGGAUUUAAGCAUUUAUUCACAAGAAUUUUCAACGUAAAAAGCUCUUUGUGGUGAUAAGGCGGUGCCACAUUAGCUUAAAGACUAGCAGCAUAUUCAACAUAUUGACGUAAAAUAAAUGCUAACUGCCCGGUUUUUUACUUUUAACCAAGAAUCGGGACUGUUUUACGUCCAUAUCUAUAAAGAAUUCAGGGAUUUAAGCAUUUAUUCACAAGAAUUUUCAACGUAAAAUGCUCUUUGUCUGUGUUUCCACUCGGUCAGCUUUGACGGAGAUAGGCCCCCAAAUAAUCGGCCCCGUGUCCCGUCAAUAUAUUAUGAAGUCUGUGAUAUUGGCAUCAUAAUCAUUCAACGUAAUUUUUGAAGAAUGGCUUGAAGAACAUUCUAAUGAAAGUGUGCAUCUCGUAUGGCCGGCAAAAUCAAAUUAAUUGAGCACUUAAGGUCAGUUUUAGAUAUUCAAUUAAGACGUCAAUUUCCACCGCCAUCGUAAGGUAAGAGCUUCAGCACCGUAAAAUAACGAAAGAAGUGUUUGCAUCAAUGCAACAAUUAUUUUGUUGACCUGUGUUGUUUUUAUUUUUUUAAUGAAUAAAAAUAUAUUAAAAUGUCCAAAAAAAAUACAUUAUGAAAAUAAUAAUGAAUGAAAACUGAAAUACAAUCUGGUUAAGAUUCUAAAGUUCACCCCCACCCCUCCAUACUUUUUAAAUGUGUGCCCUAUAAAGGAUUAAAAUGCAACCUUUCAGGUAUUACAAGAUUUCAAAUGUGUAGGUAUAUGAAAGGGUGCCUCACUGUGACCUUAAAUACAUUUCACAAAGUUAUCAAAGGGAGAAAGCAGUGUCAGCAGGGGCAAAUAAUCAAAAUCUUUCUGUUUAGCGUAGAGAACCGCAUGAAGUUUUUGCUAAUUAGGAGGAGUUAUGCAUUAUGCACAUUGUUGAUACAUGGAAAUUUAGUACUGUGAUAGAAAAAAAACACGUUAUUAAUGUACUUGUAUAUUGUAUAGUUUGUAGUAAAUGUCGUUGCUGUUCCCCCUGUGCCUCAUGUAAACACUCACCAGUUGUAAGUUGACUGACAUGACUUCCAAAGGCCUUUGUCUUGUUUUUUUCUUUUAUUGUAAUGCCAACUAUUACACAAUGUACCUGGAAAGCACUGUUGCAUUGAUUUCAUUGACCUAAGUAAAGUAAUAUUUUUAUUUUCAGGAGGUUUAGUGCCGUUGUAGUCAUAGGAGGAGAGCAUGGUCCAGUCUAGACCUACAUUGUGUUGCGUACUAUAUACAGUGAACACUGAAAGUAUUUAUUUGAUGGAACUGUUAAUAUUCUGAACAAAACAAAAGGCUAAAGUAUUGUGAUUACUUUGGUUUUUUCUACUGUCAGUAUUAUUUGUUUGCUUUGUUUAUCGUUUAAGUCAAAUAAUACUGUGUCAUGUGGCCAUACGCUUCACUCUUAUUUUAUUAUGAU